AUCGCUCUAUUGUAUCAUUUGGUUUUUUGUGUCGUUUUUCUGUGUAUCUUGUUUUGAAUAAUAAAUAAAUUGUGUUAUAAAAAGAAAUGAAUAAUGUCCAAGCGUAAUAAAGUCUGUUAUAUCAAACCAGCGGAUCCAAAAUUUUUGCAACAAUUAAAAGCACAAAUUGGUUACAAUAGCGGACCAACGAUUGAUUCAAAGCGACAAAAAUUAGAUUUUGAUAGCGACAGUGAUCGAUCUGAUUGUGACGAGGAAUCACCACAAGUGGUCGUUCUUAAAAAGGGUGACUUAACCGCCGAAGAAGCAGAGCAAGAACAAAAUCGAAUUGAAAAAGAGGAGACCGAAAAACCGGCCGAUUUAAGUCAGCGCAUUGUGUUUAAAUCAAAGUCAUCGGAAAACUCAGCAGCAGCACCAGCAGCAUCGUCAUCAUCCAGCAACGAAACAAAAUCGAAGAAAAAAGAUAAAAAGCGUCCAGAAGUUAGCAAAAGCAAACUUUCUUUCCAGAUUGAAGACGAAGAGGACGAAGACAACGAAUAAUUUUGAAUAACAAAUACAAUUCAACUAUCGAUUUGGCAUUUUUUGUCUUGUUUUCACCCCACAGUUGAAAUCCGGCACUCAACAAUAAAUUGACUACAUAAAAAAUUCAUUUGUUCGAAUUGAAUACGGAAAAAAGUCCGGAACACGGAACAAAUUACCAAAAACGAAACAAACAAACA
Contarinia nasturtii (swede midge) is the source of this 716-nucleotide messenger RNA. RefSeq lists its product as uncharacterized. The transcript has 4 exons. The record is from RefSeq and is a predicted model, not a curated record. The coding region runs from base 94 to 537 and encodes 147 amino acids. NCBI's taxonomy places the organism in Eukaryota, Metazoa, Arthropoda, Insecta, Diptera, Cecidomyiidae.